This is a messenger RNA of Acaulospora morrowiae, 651 nucleotides long. The record is from the annotation of a GenBank genome assembly. Lineage: Eukaryota; Fungi; Glomeromycota; Glomeromycetes; Diversisporales; Acaulosporaceae.
AUGGACGAAGAUAGGAAUGAACAUUAUGGAUAUUUCGAACAAAAGCCUUCAAAAUGGGACAUUAUAGAAUUUUUAGAGCAAUGCGACCUUGAGCCAUACGGCAAAAAAGUGGAUCGAUACAUUAGGUGCCUCAGAUGUAUUGCUCGUAGUGAGCAAAAAAAGAGAAAAGAAAAAGCAGAGGAGCUUCUCAGAAGAUACAGUAACUGGCGUGACAAGGACCCAAGAUCUACUCGGUGCUUGAUCAUUCAAGGCCAUUCGCAUUUUUUGCGACCGCCGAGCCACAAAAUCAGUGCUGGAGCACAGACGACCCAUGUUGUUAACUCACUCGGUGGUCUGAUGUUCAAGGCCAUUUGCUUACCCACGAUCGUUGACCUUGGAGAUAAACCUGACCAACAACGCGUCAAGGAUUGGGAAAAAACACGUAAAUCAAGUAAAACAAGCGGUGGUUCCUCGAUUCACAUCCACAACAUCCACAAUUCGACAUUAUCAGGAAACUCUCUUACCGUUGCUGGGAACACUUCAACUACUAAAGCUACUACUGAAGCUACUACUAAACGCAAGCGAGAGAGCCUUAGAAAGAGGAAGGUAGCAUCUUAUGCUGAAAGCUCAACAGAUACAAGUUCCGAUUCCAAUUGUGAGGAGUCUAGGAGU